This is a messenger RNA of Echinostoma caproni, 1629 nucleotides long. The record is from the annotation of a GenBank genome assembly. Lineage: Eukaryota; Metazoa; Platyhelminthes; Trematoda; Plagiorchiida; Echinostomatidae.
AUGCACCUUGUUGAAACUCGGUUGCCUGAGAGUUCGCAUGUAGAGUUUGUUGCCACCCCCGUUGCCAGUUCGGCUCAUGGUUUUGCGCUUAAGACAACUGACGCUAUGAACUAUUCCACUAGCACCAACAAUGUAGUUGGUAAAUUUAAGACAGAAUUAGAAUGGAAAGAAGAGGAGCUUCUGCUGGAGGAGGAGGAAUUCAGGUUGCGUAAAAAACGCAUGGAAUUCCAGCAACGAUUCGAAAGUGUCCGUGCAGACGAAGUUGACGCACGAGGUGUAGAGUUGGAAUCUCCUUACAAACCCCAGGCUAAUUUCAUGCCUUCAGCGGUUGACGCGGUUCAGACUAUUGAGUCCUCUCUUAAAUCGCUUAUCAUGGGAAUUAGCCUACCUAAGAUUGAGGUAAACUAUUUUGAUGGCUCACCUCAGCACUAUCACAAGUUUGUGCGCAAUUUUGAAGGCAGCGUUGCUGAUCGAAUUGCAGACGACAAUCAGAAAUUGUCUUAUUUAUUGUACUAUUGUAGAGGCAAGGCAAGAGAAGCAAUAGAACAUUGUUCGCUGUUGCCCAAAGGUGAUGGAUACCAUGAGGCCUUACGCAUUUUACGGCAUCAGUUUGGCCGUCCACAUGACGUUAUUCGAGCGGUAAGCCAGGCAGUAUUUGUUGGUCCUAGAAUAAGCUCGGGUGAUGUCGAAAGCCUAAGCAGUCUCGCUAGACGGAUGAGAUCGUGUGAGGCCACAAUGACACAAUUAGGGAACGCAGCAGAGCUCAACUCCCCUAACAACCUCGUCCGUAUAGCAGACAGAUUACCCAGAACUCUCCAGGAAAGGUGGGCUGAGGUUGCGGACGGCAUCAUUGAUUCAGGUAGAGAGCCAUCCUUUAGUGAUUUACGUGGCUUUAUUGAACGUAGGGUUAACGUGCCGAACAAUGUCUAUGGUCAGUUGUUAAGUGGGUCUAGUCGCAAGUAUGAUAAUAACAGGGCCGAUUUCACAGAACUGAGGCACUCUCGAGCGCAUGUAAAUGUAACGAAGGUGGAGGAAAUUAAACAUUACUUGCGUUGUCCUAUGUGUAAUGCCUGUCACGAGUUAGGAUAUUGUGAGGAGUUCUCAAAAUUGGCAGUGAAUGAGCGCCUGCAUUUUGUUCGCACCCAUAAACGUUGUUUUUUAUGUUUAAAGGCUAAUCAUAUGGUAUCGACUUGUCGGUCUGGUCUACGGUGCGAAAAACUUGGUUGCACUCGACGACAUCAUACACUUCUCCAUACAGAAAUCGUCCGGUUAAAUGAAACUAUCGAAGGUGAAAUUCAUAGUUGUAGUGUCAGACCUACCAACGGGCAAAGCAUACGUUUAGGUUGCGUGCCCGUUCGAUUAAUUGGACCCUCAGGUUCGGUUGAUACGUAUGCGUUCCUUGACAAUGGUUCGGAUGCAACUCUAGUUAGUGGCGAAUUGGCUCAUAAGCUAGGACUGAAGGGUGCUUCGCGUAGAUUAGCAUUGCGAACGCUACAUGGGACAAGGGUGAUUUCAUGUUCUGAAAUCUGUUUCCGAGUAGAGUCGCUGUCAGGUGACUUCGAGAUUGGUAUUGAUAAUGCGUUUGCAAUUGAACAGUUGCCCGUACCAAAGGUAGCUGAUCCCAAUUAG